ACUUUGGCUACUUGGCGUACACCUCGAGACACUUCUCCAACUCCAACGCAUCGACGUUUUUCCUUCUUUCCGUUUCGCUCCCAACAAUCGAACUUUCUUUAUUUCUACUUUUUAAAUUUUUUAUUCCUCACGACUCUCCCCUAAUACCACCAAUCCAAAGGUUCCAAGCAAACCGGUUUUCUCAAUAUUUCAACUAAAAAAAAACCGAAAACGACUCCUGAACCGAUUAACGGCGACAUGGACCAACCCGAGCCAGAGCAAUCGCGGCGACCCGUGUUCUCCGAUAGGGUCGCCGUCAACGGCGUUUAUACGCCGUUAACGCUGUCAGCUGACGGCGUCAUCCGGUGGUCGGAGGGCGGUCAACGGAGUUUGACCGUCGAGAAGGAGGUCCUCGGCUUCGCGACGGACGGCUCGAAGCUCGAGAUAAGGACCGUCGUGGAAGGCGGUGGCGGAAUCCUCUGCUUCGGGAGCAGGGGAGCUCUGGUGCGGAAGAACUUCGUCUUUCUGUUCUCGUCUGAGGACUCGCAGAAGCUCUUGUGCCUGAAGCUCCGUGAAUUCAUCGAUUCUCUUGGCCGGCCUAAGAGGCUAUAUGUGUUUGUCAAUCCAUUUGGUGGGAAGAAAUCAGCUUCGAAGAUAUUUUCUGAUCAAGUAAAACCUCUUCUUGAGGAUGCUGAUAUCCAGUUAACAUUGCAAGAAACCAAAUAUCAAUUGCAUGCAAAAGAAGUGGCUAAAACAAUGGAUCUUUCGAAGUAUGACGGCAUUGUUUGUGUUAGCGGGGAUGGGAUUCUUGUUGAGAUUGUAAAUGGACUGCUUGAAAGAGGAGAUUGGGAAACUGCUAUAAAGACGCCUCUUGGAGUCGUUCCUGCAGGUACUGGCAAUGGUAUGGCAAAAUCUCUUCUGGAUUCUGUUGGUGAACCGUGUGCUGUAUUUAAUGCUGUUCUUGCCAUUAUUCGAGGCCACAAGCGCCCACUAGACGUAACUACAAUCUUGCAAGGGGAGACCAAAUUCUUUAGCGUAUUGAUGCUUGCAUGGGGUCUGAUAGCAGAUAUUGACAUCGAGUCUGAAAAGUAUCGGUGGAUGGGAAGUGCUCGUCUUGAUUUCUAUGGUCUACAACGAGUUUUUAGUUUGAGGAAAUACAAUGGGCGUAUUUCUUUUGUGCCCGCACCUGGCUUUGAAGGAUAUGGAGAACCUACUAGUUAUAAGAGUGAAACUACUAGUAAGCAAAAUGUUGGCGGUCCAACUGAAGUGGAGCCUGUGAAGUUGCAAAGGCAUGGAUACCAAGGACCUGACAGUGAUUUGCAUAUUAUGGACUGGAGAACCAUUAAUGGACCAUUUGUUUCAGUUUGGCUUCACAAUGUACCUUGGGGGAGUGAAAACACAAUGGCAGCGCCUCAGGCCAAGUUUUCAGAUGGCUAUAUUGACUUGAUCAUCAUGAGGGACUGCCCAAAAUUAGCCUUGCUCUCAUUGAUGGGGGAACUGAACAAUGGGAAUCAUGUCAAUUCACCUUAUGUUACAUACUUAAAGGUGAAAGCAUUCAUUUUGGAACCCGGUCCACUUGCAGAAGAUCCAACAAGGGAAGGGAUAAUAGACUCGGACGGUGAAGUCUUGGCCAGAGGCAAAGGAACUUACAAGUGUGAUCAGAAGACCCUGAUGGCCUAUGAUAAAUUUCAACUGGCAGUUGAUCAAGGUUUGGCUACCUUAUUUUCCCCUUUAUAGAACAAUAUUUUACAAGUAAUUUUUGAGAUAUUUGCCAUUCCCUCCCCCCCCCCCAAAAAAAAGGGAAAAAACAACUGGGCCUUAACUGUUCAGCCUCUGUAGAAUCAGAUGGGAAAUAAGAAACGAGAGAGGAUAUGCCAAUGACCGAUCUAUGUACUUGCUCAAAUAGUUUUGUCACAGCCAAGAAUCAUAUUUAAAAGUAAUGUGCAGUUAAUCUUUCGAUUCAAUAUUUGUGUUCUUUUGGUUUGAAGUUAAUCUAA
Morus notabilis is the source of this 1976-nucleotide messenger RNA. RefSeq names its product sphingosine kinase 1. The record is from RefSeq and is a predicted model, not a curated record. Gene Ontology annotation, cellular component: intracellular membrane-bounded organelle; membrane; cytoplasm. Gene Ontology annotation, molecular function: kinase activity. Bases 238 to 1716 code for a protein of 492 amino acids. NCBI's taxonomy places the organism in Eukaryota, Viridiplantae, Streptophyta, Magnoliopsida, Rosales, Moraceae. The transcript has 10 exons. Gene Ontology annotation, biological process: sphingosine biosynthetic process.